This is a messenger RNA of Venturia canescens, 2280 nucleotides long. RefSeq lists its product as uncharacterized. The transcript has 10 exons. The record is from RefSeq and is a predicted model, not a curated record. Bases 640 to 2253 code for a protein of 537 amino acids. NCBI's taxonomy places the organism in Eukaryota, Metazoa, Arthropoda, Insecta, Hymenoptera, Ichneumonidae.
GUUAUCCUUGAUAAUUAACACAUAAUAAGCAUAUAAAUUCGUAUUCAUUGUGCUAUUUAACGAAUAUGUGACAACUUCGAAGUGUCAUUUACGUUCUCACAGGAAAAUAGCCAAGCAUUUUGGUACAUCAAAAUCUUCAGAUGGCAACACUCUAAAAACCCAAUAAGUGUUUCAAGUAUCAAACCCGUAACUCCUACAUUAUCGACAAUUGGUAAAAUGCGAUUUUUCAUUCCAUAUACUAAUUGAGUACUCCGAAGGUAACAACUUCGAAAAAUAUUGACUGUAGAAUAACUAGGAUGAAGAUUAUAGUAAAUAUCAUGCGAAAUACUGCAGCAUAAGAAAAAAUGUAUUGAAUCAAUUUUAGCCACGGUGAAAAACGUGUGUCCAAAGAGAGUUUGUACAUAAUUUAUGGGUUAUCAAGAAGAAAAAAAAGUUGACCAAUUUGUUUUCUUUCGUGAUACAAAUUCCUUUUUACCGUGGCAAGAUCGAUCCUGACAGAAAUUACGUGGUAACGACAUUAUUGACAAAACAUGAUGGACGAAGCUGGUCUCUAUUUUUUCGCAGCAAAGGCAACGAGUCGCCUGUCAAAAAAAACCCUUGAGUGUUCGUAAAAAUCGUUGAUUUAAAUAAUUUGUAAGUAUGCAAAGAAGAGUGUCGUUGCGCGACACGCUGGGGAAUUUAUCGACAAAAUUAAAGUCGGAAAAGUCGUUCAUCGGGAAGUUACGUGGUCGCUAUUUCUUCCGGUCAAUCGUGAGACGUGUCAUCGAGUAUUCGGACUGGAUCGGGGGUGAUCCCAUUCCCGAAGAAAUCGGCGAUGACGUUGCUGUCAAUGUUAAAAUGGCACAGCGAGGAAAAAAGCAGGAGAAGAAAGGGCUGACGAUGGAGGAUCGAUCAGCCCUUCUGACCAAACUUUCUCGAAGAACGAAGGAUGAAAAAACACACAUUUUGCAUUUGAUUAAAACACUUCGCGCCUUCAGAAAAUAUCCGGACAACUUGAAACAAGCCGUCGCAGCUGUUUGCCAGUAUCAAUAUUUGGGGCCUGGAAGGGUCAUUGUUCGACAAGGACAUCCCGCUUUUUCACUCUAUUAUAUCGCUAAGGGCGACGUACUUCUGACUAAAACCGUUACCGACAGUGUUACCGGGGAUAUCACCGAGGUCAAGAUCGGUACGAUGGGACCGGGCGAUAUGUUCGGAGAGAUAGCGCUGCUACACUCGAUCCCAAGAACAACAACCGUCACGAGUAAAACAUCGGUCGAUCUUUUCUAUAUCGCCAAAAUCGAUUUCGAUCGUAUCUUGAAAAAUAUUUUACUUCGGGACUGGAGCAUUUUGCAAGAUGCUCUCGUCACAUUCAAUUAUUUCAAAGCAUGGGACGAGAGUACGAUACGGGAGUGUUGUAUUUUGAGUAAAAUCAAGAAUUUCGAGCCGAACGAGGUUUUACUAGGCGACGGCAAAGGCAUGGUGAAUUACGUGUACUUUAUAUUGGCUGGGGAAUGUCGUUUGAUCGAGCACAUUAUUAUUCAAGAAGAAAAGUCUUUCGAUAAUGUGAAGUUCAAGCUUUACGAGCCUGAUGAGUCUUCCCAAACUUCUAUCGAUCGUGCUCGAGGAAUAAUUCGCAACGACAAACGUGAGACCCACCAUUUUAUUGAGGUGAAAGACGAUAAAUCAACCGAAGGUGACGAUCUGUCGCUUGAUCCUGCUGAAUCGAAAGUGUUGUCAAAACCUGCCGGCAGAAUCGAUGCUGAACGAAUAAGCACCAUCACGACCACCCUUCAGGAUGUCGUUAAUCAGUGGCACGAAAUAACCGAAGUUGCAGCAAUGCUCAUGAGAGAACCGUCGGUAUCUUCGCAACAUCAGUACCCACCGGGAGUUCGUACCGUUUUCAUGCAAAUUUGCAAAUUUUUCAGAGGCGCCUGCUUCGGCUUGGGAGAGGAGAUGCGUAAUCGUCGAAUAGUGUCAAUAACACCUGUUCGAUGUUUGCUGGUUCCUCGAUACUGGCUCUUGGAGCAUAAUCGUGCAAACAUAUGGGAACGUGUGAAGCUAUUUAUGGAAUCGAAAUACCCAACUCAAGAGAAGUUAUUGAAGCACUUUGUAACGAAUCGAAGGUGGAUGAGUUUCAAGCACCUACUCGUGGCAGACAUUCUACAUAACGGUAGGAAUGUUCGUAACGAUACAACGAUCCACGAUGUUCCUUAUUCUAUAAGGAUCAAUGAAGAAAUCGAUGAACCAGCGGGGAAGGGAAAACAAGCGUACUAAUAGCAAUCGAGCGUACGAACGAAAUAA